UGAGAUAGCCCCAGAGCCCUAAAUCCCUUUUUAGGGCUCGCUGUAGAUGUUUACUUUUUUCCCAGUGGAAAACUUCAAUUUCAAACAAAUCUCCAGUAUCAAACAAUUGCCAACCAUCAGAUCGAUGAACUGUUCAAUUGCUUGCUGGUUCGAUUAAGGAAUGUCAAAAGUCAAGAUUGCAGUUGAUAAGUCAAAAUUAUUAAGUUUCCAAAAUAGAUUUCAGUCGCUAGCUCAGAGUUCAAAAUCCUCUCAAAAACACAGCUUCCUCAAGAUACCAAAAAACUCGUUUUCUAAUCCCACUUCAGUUAUAAUCUCCAAUUUAAAAGAGACGUCUUUCAAAUUAAUUAGAAGUAUCGGUUCAAAUGAUAUUAAAGAAGACGAGCAUUUGGCUGGUUUAGUUUCCUGUUCUUUUGAGUUUUUGUACUUUUUUUUUUCAAGCAAUGAUUCAAAACCUAAUUCCACUUUGGAAAUUUACCAACAUCAUCGAAAUUUUAUUUUAACAUUGAUUGAAAUUGAUGAGCUUGACUUAUCCUCCAGUGAAUUACUCUCAUUAUUUACUCAUAUAACUCAAUACCAUCAGCUUUCUACCAAUGAUAAUAAAAAAC
Ascoidea rubescens DSM 1968 is the source of this 605-nucleotide messenger RNA. RefSeq lists its product as uncharacterized. The transcript has a single exon. The record is from RefSeq and is a predicted model, not a curated record. NCBI's taxonomy places the organism in Eukaryota, Fungi, Ascomycota, Saccharomycetes, Ascoideales, Ascoideaceae. The annotation marks the transcript as partial.